Messenger RNA from Ooceraea biroi (clonal raider ant), 2411 nucleotides. RefSeq names its product protein sneaky. The record is from RefSeq and is a predicted model, not a curated record. NCBI's taxonomy places the organism in Eukaryota, Metazoa, Arthropoda, Insecta, Hymenoptera, Formicidae. Gene Ontology annotation, cellular component: membrane.
UAGGCAUAUGAAAAAUAUGUUUUGUAGCAAAAACAUUCACUCACAUUCGCCUUAUUUCAGGGAUCAGAACUUGGCAAUAAGCUGCAGGUCUCGCGUUUCAUAAUCUGCGACACAAAGUAGGAGGUACUUUUAACUUCACAAAAAAAGAGGAAGAAAAAGAAACGAUGCCCGGCUUGGAGCGGAUUAAUCGUUGCGGUCGUGCGAUCGAGAAAGUGCAAAGGGGUUUCCUGAAAUAUUAUCUGAAAAAAUGCCCGACCCUCUUUCACAUCUGCUACGACCCAAUCGGCACUCAUCGAAAAGCGAGGGCCCUUAUCGGAUUUCUCUUCGGACUCGUCGCAGCUGUCGUGCUUUACGACGGCAUAAUCGUCGAUCUACGAUUUGACACGUAUACCAGUAUCUCUCUGGGAGCUAUCCUUGUCGCGAUGUUAUCGAUAGGAUGCGCGUCAUCGAUACAGAUAAGAUGCAUCUGUCUUUUGACUGUUCCGACAUUUCUCGGUCGAUCUGGACGUACCGUUUUGAGGGCACUCAUCUUGGGAUACGUGAUAGCGGGCCCGAUAUUCAAUCUAACAUUUAACGGCAAAGAAGUGGUGAGAACGUUUGCCUGCACGACGCAGCUAACGCACAAUCUCACCAGGACGCGUUUCGAUCUCAUGUUUAAGCCAUUCCAGCAGGCGAUGCUUGCCAUGAAAACGGAUGCGAAUGAAUUGAAGGACACCUUAUCCUCGGUAAGAGAUUUGAUGAGUCCGAUAGUCGAAGAAAUCGAGGGCGAAGAGGAGAUGACGAGAUUGAAAGAAGAGAACGACUAUUUGGACGAGCUUCAGGAUGAUACAAAGAGGAGCGACGAGAUCGAGGAGAAACAUGAGAAAGAGAUUGCAAAAGCGAAGUCCGAAGCGGAUGUUUACGAGGCGAAGUAUAAGAGGAAGGUCGAGGCACGCUGCGAAGAACAGCUUAGCCGCGGUGCCGAACGAUGUAGAGACAUGUUCGGUGACGCUUAUGACAAGUGUUACGACACGGUGACAGUUUUCGCGGCCUGGUUACUGUGCUGGCCUAUGAAGCUCACCUUCGUGUGCAAUUUGGUGCAGGCCCUCGGUGGUUCCAAUAUCUGCAAUCCCGAGGGAAAAGUAGAUUCCGGUAUUGGCGAGGGCUACGCUGCUUUAAAAAGAGCCAGAGAUACGUUCAGCAAAAGUCUCAAGGAUGCAAAACUGCAGUACAGAGUGAAGAAGAUGCCGGUGAUUCUCGAUCUUCACGAUGCCACGGACGCUGCCCAGGCUAUAAUGCAGGAGUUCAACACGCGCAAAAAGAUAUUUGAAUCAGUGAUGAUAAUUAUUAAAAGAUGCCUAUCAUUCGUUUUCUUGAGAAUCAUUCUGAGCGCUCAAAAGUAUCACGAUAAGUAUCUAACUGAGAUCGAGCACGACAAUGUGUAUGUGACUUCGUACUUCCGGAAGAUCGACGCGAGACGAAAAGCUCGUGGUAGCCUGACUCUGCUACCGCUAAAAAAGAUUGAGAGAUUAAAGUUCGUGGACCCGUACAGCCUAAAGCCGAACAAAAUCGAGCGAGUGCACCUGACCGGCCAGACAGUGCGACUGAUCCUGGAGAUGAUCAGCGUAACGACGUUCAUACUGUUGGACAGGCUCUUCUUCGAGGCGCUCGAUUUGGUCAGAAGGCACGCUCGCAUGGAGUAUACCCAGGCGGGUCAUCACGACAUGACUCUGGAAGUUCGCGGGACCGGGGUGGUCGCCUCUCUGAUACGCGGCGUUAUUCGGGAAUUCAACGUAAAGAGACGAGUGAAGACCGUAGUGUCUAACGAGGCGUGUUUACCGAGACCUAACAGAGUGCCAAAUUACGUGAUUUUCAAGAUCUACUCGACCUACGUGGGCGUUUGGGCAUUGCUGUACACGACCGCUUACACCGAACGGCUGAGACGCGUGAUCUGCUCGUUCUUUUAUAGGAAGCGCGAGAAGAGGCGCGUGCUGUACCUCUACAACGAGAGUCUCAGACGCAGACUCGGAUACGCCAGGUUUGUGCGGGCCAAGAUCAGGGCCCUGGUCAGGACUCGUCGACUGGAGUACGAUAUGGAUCCGUGGCUCGCCCUCAGGCUGCGCUGGCCGGUGCUUUGCGGCUGGCUGGCAUUCUUCGCCUGGGCGCGUCGCAAGUGUCUCGUCUGCGGCGAGGUGGAGCCGCGCGGAGGCCCGCAGUUUCGUAGGUGUACGACGCCCGGAUGUCCCUUUGUCCAUUGUCCCGAAUGUUGGGACGACGUCGGCCAAACCUGCCACGCCUGCACGGACAUUCGGGAAACGGAUGACGACACCGACGAGUACGACGUUUGACGCAAUUUUUCUUCGUCAACACUCGCUAGAGAAAUUACAAUCCUUAAACGAACAAAUAUUUUGUAAUUAUCUUAAUUUACAAUU